Molecule: messenger RNA, 402 nt
Organism: Striga asiatica
Lineage: Eukaryota; Viridiplantae; Streptophyta; Magnoliopsida; Lamiales; Orobanchaceae
Source: the annotation of a GenBank genome assembly
AUGAAGCUUAGAAAUCAAAACUUAGAACACUCUACAUCUUUUUCGUGGAUGGAAGCAAAAGGCACCAUAACUCUAAUAGAAAGAAGAUAUCAGCUCGCCGAGAAAGUGCAAUCGGUAUUCAUAGCAGACAAAUCUUUCAUACCAUCCUCAGCAGUUGUCAAUCACAACUUCUUCAUAUUUUAUAUCUGGGUGUUUCUGUGCAACCUCGCGACAACACUGCAGAAUGAGACAGAAAAUGAACAGCCAAAACGACAAAGAUACUCUUUCUCGUUCAUGGGUCUCGACAUAGUGAAAAGAAUACUCCGCGCUUCAGUCCACAUCUUGGUAAGCCUUAUGUUGCAACUUGCCACUGUUGGUCCAAACAGUCGUGAAGAAACAGCAUUUCUGGCACACUUACUUUAA